Messenger RNA from Wyeomyia smithii (pitcher-plant mosquito), 1924 nucleotides. Its product is annotated as low density lipoprotein receptor adapter protein 1-A-like. Bases 847 to 1749 code for a protein of 300 amino acids. NCBI's taxonomy places the organism in Eukaryota, Metazoa, Arthropoda, Insecta, Diptera, Culicidae. The record is from RefSeq and is a predicted model, not a curated record. The transcript is spliced from 4 exons.
GCUCUCAUUGCCGGUUUGAUCCUCGGACAGGACGGACGUGUUUUUUUGCUCACCACUGUUCUAUCGGUUGCAAUGUGCUUUCGGUCAAGAUCGAACGUUCUUGUUCUGAUCUAGUUUUCCGUAACUGUGCGCAAUCGCGAUUUGUGCGCGAUCGAUUCAAAUCGAAUGGUUGAAAUAAUUAUCGGUUACGAAAUUGUUUCACCACUAAACCUAUCUCCAUCAGGGGUAUCGUAAAACAGCCGGAAAAGCGUGAGCUGUGCAUAUUUGUGAGUUGUUUUCGUGUUUCGGUGCGUGCUGACUGGCACUGAGGCUUUCACGUAACGCCCCGUGUGAAAAGUGCAGUGGAGAUUGUUACAUUGAGGCACUUCCCAAACCCCAGAGGUGGUGGGACGCGAUCACUUUUCUCUCCCUCUUGGAAAGAGCUCGCAGGCUAAUCAAUCAAGCCAACCUUGUCGAUCCAUUUUUCUACCGUGUGCUUCGUUAAUUAAGUCAAUAAAUUAAAAGUGAAACUCUCGAUUUAAGACGGUCAUCCGCGUGCACCGCGAGGACGCACUGAAUUGUUCCGCCCGGCCAGGUGGUGUAGUGCUCAUAGUCGAAGCGAUCCAAAUAAGGAGCAUCGCUAGCGAUCGAUCGCGCGGAAAAUCGGCCACCAUCGCAUAACACUCAUUUGGCGAACUGAAAGUUAAAACAAUAUUGCGAUUACCAUUGUGGAAGACGACCAGGAGUGAUAGUGUGGUUUCUUCGAGGUGCCACUGUUUGGAAAAAUUACUGGCACCUUCCGAGAGAAGUCAAUAACAUUUAAAAGUGCAAUCACUGCUCGCCCACAGUUGACGUUCGAGGCGGAAGAUGGCCUUUUUCAAGAGCAUUUGGAAGAACAACUCCAAGCAUAAAAAAUUAUGCGAGGAACUUGCUUUGGCCAAUAACAUCCGGGACUUUUCGGACAAUCACGAAGAGCUAGAGGAUGGCUUUGAGGAGGCGAUAACAUAUAGCGUCAAAUAUUUGGGCAAUACAUCGAUCCCCACCCCACGGUCUGAAAGUUCGACAGCGGACGCAGUGAAGCGGAUUAUUACGGCUGCCAAAGGAAACAAAAAGCUUCAACGUGUGACCCUUUCCAUUUCACCGAAAGGAAUCGAAAUGCAGGACCCAACCACGGGAGAAUCGCUCCUGCAGGUGUCCAUCUACAAUAUUUCCUACUGCUCGGCAGACGCAGCCCAUGACCACGUGUUUGCCUUCGUUGGUACCAGCUCCAACCCGGAAACGGAAGUCAAAGAGAUGUGCUUCCGAAAGGAUCCCGAAGAGGUGGAGUUCGAGGGACCCCUCGUGUGUUAUGCCUAUCUUUGUCAGAAGCGUAAAAUGGCACAAACGGUGACGCUUACCGUGGCCCGGAGCUUCGAGAGAGCAUAUCAAAUCUGGCAAAACAAGCAGUUUCAUGCCGAGCGGAAGCGGAAAGAGUUGGAGAAGUUAAACGCAACCAACCGAGCGGAAAAAGAUAGCAGCAGCAGCAGCAGCAGUAGUGGUAGUCAUUGGCAGUCAAAGUCGCAGGGAGCAACGGAUGAAUGCGACAACCGGAGUUUACUGAUCGAUUUCAACUCGGACCUGACGGCAGAAAUUUGCUCCAAAGAUCACCGCGAUCUAUUGCAGAAUACUUGGGUAUCAUUUGAAGAUGAUCCGUCACCACAAGAGUUCUUCACAGUGCCAAAUCUUAAUGCUUCCAGCGCAUGGAGUAGAACAGCCAUUUGCUCUAAUUAAAUCCAGUUUUUUUACUAUCGUGAGACGAUUUUAAUUUUUUUUUUAUUAACAUAAAUACGUGCAAAAACGAAUAUCUUUAAGUAAAUGUGAUAUAAUUCGAAGUUUUGAUAUUACUAAUAAAGGAGGAAAAAUAUCAAAUGAAUGUUAUUCCAAUACAAUGGCUGUAAAAAACAAA